GGCACAUGGGCCAGCUCCACUUAUCAGUGAGUCUAAUAGGAAUGUGAAGAGAAUAGGCUUGACAGCUCAUUAGAAUGUGAUCCCUCCUCCUUUUUUUUUUUUUUUUUUUCCCCUUUCUUGAAGUUGAUGGAAACUCAUUCAGGAAAGAAGUACUUAUUUGCUGAGGUAAAGCAAAAGCUGAGGAGGGUUUUGCCAGUGUGCAGCAGGGGGAAGGAGCAGCGACAAAAAUCAGACGUGAUCUCCACUUAGAGGUACCUGAAAUCUUGCCUAGUGUGAGGGGAGAUGAGGAUGAAAAAGCCAUGAGAUUCUACAUCCUGACAGCUGCUUGCAGCAUCGGGACCUCCUGCUCAUCGUCUCAUUAAAGAAAAGCGAAGAUAAACUCAGCUAAAGUGAGAGAGAAACUAGAUUUGAGAAAACUGUCUGUUCCUUAUGGACCUAGAAGGCUGAGUACUUGGCUGAGCUGUGAUGCUUCCAGCCUCUUCAGAAGAGCAGUGGCUGUAGCAACCUUGGAUUACAGUUCUCCAGCAUCUUGAAAGGAAAGGAUGAGGACUUGUCACUGAGGAAAGGGAAGUAUCAUUCAAGAGAGAAUGGAUGGAACGUAUUGAAGCCUGCUUUGAACUGAACACAAUGCCUCAAAUGACAGAAAGUGAAAUCUGUUGAAGAGGAACAACCAAACAACCCCCCUAAUGAGUUUGUGUUGUCAGCCCUGGCCUGAGCAACUGUUGCCCUGAGCAAUUUGACUUCUCUAGAUUUCAUAAGAGAAGUCUGUGUCUAUUCCUAUUAUUCGUGGUGAAGGUUUUUGUGCUUGGAGAGUGCGCUUCGUGACUUGGCCCCUCCCUUUUCAAAAUGAAGGGGUGCACCUGGGUAUUUGUGGCAACUUUACUUUGUCAGCAGUUUUGCCUCUUCAGAGUUAUGGCAGCAAAGAGAGAGAGAAAGAUGAAGAAAGAACCUAAUCAGUAUACAGAGCCUUUCAAUGCUACCCUCUCAAACAGUGAAGAACUGCAUGGGCAUCCCAAGAUCCUAGAAUCUCCAGAUCCUCGAAUCACAGAUCCACGGCGGACCUGGAUCUCCUUUGUUCACCGCCCAGACGAUGGCAAUACCUCUAAAAGGAGAUGCAAAGGGAAAGACAAGAAAUUACGUGGCCUUGUUGGGCCCCCAGGACCUCCUGGUCCCCAGGGACCUCCAGGAGCACCUGGUGCUGAAGUCACCCGGGAAGUCCUUCUGCAGGAGUUUAAGGAGAUAUUAAAAGAAGCCAUUGAGCGUCGAGCAUCCCUGGCUAUUUCAGCCCAUCCUAGCCAGCUGCCUCCACUCCUGCUCUCCUUGGAGGAAGUUUCGCCCCACAGACGUGUAGAGGAGGCGUUCCAUUGCAAGCUAAAAGGACAAGUCAUUGUAGAUAAGAAGACCCUGGUAGAACUUCAGAACUUCCAGUCGCCUCUGGCCAAAGGAGCUUUUCUCCGGGGGACAGGAUUAAAUCUGGCAACAGGACGUUUCACAGCACCUGUGUCUGGCAUCUACCAGUUUUCAGCCAAUGUCCAUGUUGACCACAGUGAGUUGAAGACUAAAGUCCAGCUGCGAGCCAGAGAUAACGUCCGAGUGUUGAUCUGCAUUGAAUCGCUGUGCCACCGAUACACGUCUUUGGAAGUCAUCGCUGGUCUGGAAAGUAACAGCAAAAUCUUCACUAUCUAUGUACACGGCCUACUGCAGCUGCAGGCUGGCCAGUACACCUCCAUAUUCGUGGACAACAGUGCUGGAGCUCCCAUCACCAUUCAGAAUGGAUCAGAUUUCAUGGGCAUGUUAAUGGGUGCGUAGCAUCACCUGCAGCAGUGUAGCAGGGAAAGACAUGAAUUAGAGCCUUGCAGUGUAUAUUUGACAGAAGAAACCUUUUAUUUUGACUCUUGAAGACUGCUUCCUCUCACUGUCGGCAUCUUUCUAAAGAGCCUUUCCCUUUACAAGUAAAUCAGCUUGCUUUCAGAGACUACUGCUUUUCAAGGUCCACACCAGUUCAUUCAUCGUAAAAAAAAAAAUUGUACUUUUCUAAUUCAGAAACAAACUGUACUAUUUAAUUUGUGCUUCACCAGAUGCUAACCGAACAAUACACUGAGAUUUGGAAUUUGUGACAUUUAUCUUGCAGUAGCACUUGUAAUCAGCGUGUCUUUUGGGAUUGAUUGUGGGGUGUUUUGAGUUUGUAAAUGAAGGAUUGAGAAGGAAAGUAAAAUAGUAACUAAAUUCUCUGUGUUGUGGAGGAAGGAGACAAGGAUUUGCUAGCAAAACUGCUUUUCUUUUUGUACAAUUGUAAAUGGUAUAGGCCCUCUCUCAUGUUCAGAAUUGGAUGUAUUUGACAAGAACUAUGUUGAAUUCUCAGACAGUGCCUGCCUCACGGUUGGGAUUCCAAGGUCUGAACUCUUUAAUUGUGGUUCUUUAUAUAUAAGUAUUUCCUUGAUCUUACUGAUGAAGCUGAAUACCUCACUGCCUGAGCAGUUUUGUUUUAACGAAAAGGUAAGGCCAGUGGCACCAGUUCUGGCGUGAGCUCCCUUACUUGUGUUCUUAUGUUUUAGUAAGAUUAUACACGUGGUUUUGGACUGCAUCACAUCCUCUGAGGUGCCAUAUAAUCCUUUGUAAAUGUGUCAAAUGCGUGACACUGGGUGUCAGAAGGCUGGCAAAGACAGCGAGAAGCCUCAGAUUAGAUGUGUCACCAGUUUGGUGCUUGUUGAACUGCGGUGAAAUAAUGGAAGAAAACAGGGGCCAAGGCUUACUGCUGUCAGGUGGCCAGGGUCCUGGGGAGUCUAUUGGAGCUCUCCUCCGAGACUGAAAGUGCUGUCAAAGACCGUCCAGUGAAUGUUUUCUGGUUUUCUACAAAUCUCACUGCAAAUUGAACCCCCAAAGCAGCUUUGCAUAUAGCUCCAGGCUAUAAACUCAUUUUUAACAAAAUAAAAGGGUGUUGACGUAUCAUGGCGUUAAGGUGUUGCCCAAGAAGUGAUAACACCCUUGUGAUUAGAACCCCCCCCACUCAUCUAAUGUACCCCUGUAGCUUUCCCUUUCGACUGGCCCUUCUGUUGGUUCACCUUAGCUGAGGAACUAGUUGUAUAACAGUAUCAUAAAUAGAUGAUAGCAAGGCCCAAAAUGGGGUCCAAGAUACUUGUUCUUGAAUGUUUGCAGUGUGUGGAAGAUAUCCCUUGUAUAGUGUUGCAGGUUUUGAUCAACUACACUAUCUUCGUGCAGUGAAAGCAAAGACUGCUGAGGACAGCAGAAGGCAUGG
This is a messenger RNA of Athene cunicularia (burrowing owl), 3256 nucleotides long. RefSeq names its product C1q and TNF related 12 (gene C1QTNF12). Bases 847 to 1809 code for a protein of 320 amino acids. The transcript is spliced from 10 exons. Gene Ontology annotation, molecular function: hormone activity. NCBI's taxonomy places the organism in Eukaryota, Metazoa, Chordata, Aves, Strigiformes, Strigidae. Gene Ontology annotation, biological process: positive regulation of D-glucose import across plasma membrane; positive regulation of insulin receptor signaling pathway; negative regulation of gluconeogenesis. The record is from RefSeq and is a predicted model, not a curated record.